AUGGAAGCCAAGCAGCACUCCAUAAAGAGCCUGAAGAGCUACCCAGAGGCGGGGGGCCGGAGCCUUGCGGCGGCGGCGGGAGACGUCGGCGUUGGAGGGUCUCGUGCCGGCUCCGCACAGAUGGAGAUGGAGGCAAACAUACAGAAAGCCAUUGACUUCAAGGUGGAGGGCCACCGCUGCUACAAGGAGAAGAAAUUCCGGGAAGCGAUAGGGAAGUACCACCGGGCUCUGCUGCAGCUGAAAGGGGUACAUUUAGUGGAUGGAAGUACGGGCUCCGAGGUCAACCUCCUGAGCCAAGCCGCGGUCAAGCUUACGGAGGAGCAGCGGAGAACCGUGGAGAUCACGGAGAUCGAGUGCUACGACAGCCUGACAGGUGAGUAACGUUAGCUAGCCUAGUCGGUGUUGUUGCUCAGCGUCGCGGGUCCACGCAACGGAGGAGACCCCCGCUCUUGAGGUUCUUGAGCAUGGACAGCUCGUAUGCUGAGAUUGAACCACUGCUGCCAUUGUUCGUUCCGGUUCACGGGGUUAGGAAGGAACUAGUUUAGACAAUUAGCCAGUGUCAAGCAUAAUUUCCGCUGCUGUGAAGCCUGUAUGGGGUUGGUUAAUAAGAAUAGACUUAAUAAUACAUCCAUUGCGCUUUGCACAAUGGACAGCACCAUGGUGCUGAAUAUAGACGGGGAGAUGGCGAAUGUGUCCAUAUUUUUAAUUGUGUGAUAUACCUGUAAUUUCAACGUGAAAUGUAUUGCCAAUCUCGAUUAAAGGUCCAAUGCAGCCAUUUUUAUCUCAAUAUCAAAUCAUUUCUGGUUAACAAUUAAGUACCUUACUGUGAUUGUUUUCAAUUUAAAAAAGAAAUAAAAAAUAGCUUCUUAGCAUAGAGCAAUUUCUCAAGCAAGAAUUUUGCUAUGACAGUCUGGGAGUGGUUUGACUGGGGUGGAAAAAACAGAAUACUAGCUGUUAUUGGCAGAGAGGUUUGGAACUCUCUUUCUUAUUGGUCUAUUAACUAAUUUACCGCCUAGUGAUGUCACCAGCCAGGCCAAAACUCUAUCCCACCAAAACAGGCUGAAAUUUCAGGCAGUCUUUUUGAAAAGCUCUUACACUAAAAGGGCAUUAUCAUUUUCAAAAUGUCACAGUAUUAUUCCAACCUCAUAGUGUGGAAAUAUAUAUAAAACACAGGAAAAUUACGUUUUUGACUGCACUGGGCCCUAAUCAUUAUUUUAUUAGUAACCUGAACACAGGUUAAUUAUAAUACCAUAUCGUUUGUGUGCUAGACUCGUUUUUGCCUCAAGCCAUGUCUUCCUCUUGUGAUUCUUAUCAAGGUUUUUUUUCACUGUCUCUCUAUUUGUUGUGCUCCAUUCAAGUUAAUUUUUGCUUCUCUUGAUUCUAAACCUUCUCCCCAGUUAAUUCCUUUUAAUAGCCACGGGGGAAACCAGUGAUUUGAUAGUGAUCAGCUGUAGUCAGUGGAAAUGUUAUAUUAGCAGGAGUGGAGAGGUGUACAUCCUGUGGAAAAGGGACACAAAUACACACAGUGGGAGCCUGGGGUUAUAUGCUGCCAUUUCAUCCAACACAUGAUGCCUCCCACAGUGCAGCUGUGUUGUUACAAAAACAGUUCACGUGCUCUGAGGUGGAAAAACAUGGUGCGGACCAUCCCAAUUUUCAUGGAUCCUAAAAUUACCUCACAAAUACAAGUAAUACGGCACUAUGGCUGCGUUUACACAGGCAGCCCAAUUCUGAUAUUUUACCCAAUUAUUGACAAAAGAGCUGAUCUGAUUGGUCAAAAGACCAAUUAGUGAAGAAAUAUCAGAAUGGGGCUGCCUGUGUAAACGCAGCCAGUGAUUUGAAACUCACAGCACUUUGUAUGGUUAGAAUAAUUGACAAUAUUAGGAGUAUUUUCUGGUCAGCAUCGUCAUGUCUGGUCAUCAAGGUUAAGCUCUCUAUCAAACCAACCACAAGUGUCAGUUAAAUAGGCUAUGUAUGUGUAAUGUAAUUCGAAAAGAUAAACUGAUAUCUUACUCAGAUAAACUUAAUAUCUCUAACAAUGAGAUUUGAGUAAAGCUGAGCUUACAGAUAUUUGUUAUUGGUAAUUAUUUGAGUAAGAAAUAGGAUAAUCUAUUCAACAGAUGUGAGUGUAAGAGAUUGUCUACUGCCAGAUAAUCUAUGAAACAGAUGUAUGAGAUUUGAUUCUAACAGAUACAGUGGUCUGUCUGGCAAAUGUGAGUUGGCCUAUAGGAGAUUAGAUGCGUCUGUGGGUCUAAUGAUGACAGGAUAAAAUAUUGUUUACCACUGUGACAGUAGUCUGUCUACAUGGGAGUAUGGCUAAGAUGUUACGUAAUGCAUUGUGAGAUCUAUUUGGUGAGUGAUAUACUAUGAUAUACUUUAUGGUGCUGUCUUGUUCAUUUUGUUGACUAUCUACGAGGAUUCAGCACCCCUAUUAUUUAGAAGAAUCUCUGAUUCAGCAUGCCAUUUUCACUAUAAGAUAUUCUAAAAAAACGGUUAACGUGAAACAUAAAAUGGGUUAAAGGCAGGUUGGGUUGCUGUGGUGCUGGCAGUGUCUCUCUGUGUUCUGGCUCCGCUGGGUCCUGGCUCAACUGGCGUGACAGGCUGAAGGUCGGCUCUCUCUGCCCCGUCUUAUGACCCUCUGUCUGGGCCCUGUGGGGGAGCUACCCUGGCGUGAAGGAGAAAUAGAGAGGGAGGGAGGGGGAUGGAAAGAGAGGUUAAAAGAAAGAAGGGGAGAAUAGAGGAAAAUAGGAGGUUAAAAGACAUAGGGAGUGUAAACGAGAGCGAGAGAGAGAAGAAGAAAGAUAAAAGGAGGAGGGAAAGCGAGUUCAGUGGGUGAUGGGGGCAUAUUUACCAUGGCAACCAUCACUGGGCCUUUUCCUGUUGUUAUUCUCGUGUCCAUCACCUCAUUCCGCUCUCACUUCUCACAAUAACAAAGACCCAUACACACAGGGAUUGUUGGAUAUUUUGGGACCUCUCCCUCAUUCUCAGUGUUUUAUUUUAGAAUAAAAAUACAUUAUUCAAACACAUUUCAUAAGACUGGAGACCUCUCCACUCUACCAACGGUCUGGCUAGCCAGAGUCUUGCUGGACAGAAGGUGGCCCCUGUGGUGAUGAGUGAGGCAGCGUUUUGAUUGGCCAGCUGUCUUAGUCUCUGACGCAUGAUACAGGGGCAACAGAGUGGACAGCCUCACCACCAGCGCUUCUGUGUGUGUGUGUGUGUGAGUGUGUGUGUGUCUGUGUGCGUGUGCGUGAUUCUGUUUGUCUCAGCAAUCGUACCUCUGAAGAACAGCAGCUAA
This is a messenger RNA of Coregonus sp. 'balchen', 3292 nucleotides long. The record is from the annotation of a GenBank genome assembly. NCBI's taxonomy places the organism in Eukaryota, Metazoa, Chordata, Actinopteri, Salmoniformes, Salmonidae.